Molecule: messenger RNA, 555 nt
Organism: Lycium ferocissimum
Lineage: Eukaryota; Viridiplantae; Streptophyta; Magnoliopsida; Solanales; Solanaceae
Exons: 1
Coding region: 1-555 (184 amino acids)
Source: RefSeq, a predicted model, not a curated record
AUGGAAAAGUUCUCCAUAAAGAAGGUGUAUGUCAUAUUGAGAGGGCCUUUCCAAAAAGUUCCUUGGAGGAAAGUGGUGUGUAACAACUUUGGGGCAGCCAAAUGGAUCUUUAUUCUGAGAUUAAUCAUUUGUGAAAAGCUUUUAACUAGAGACAGAUUAGCUACUUGGGGAAUCACUGAAGAUACCAUCUGUCCAUUGUGCAAUCAUGAAGAUGAAAGCAUUGCACAUUUGUUCUUUAAGUGUGUUGUGUCUUCUGCUAUAUGGAAGAAGAGUUUAAGUUGGCAAGGUAUAGCUAGAUCUCCCAUGGAGUGGCAAAGUGAGUUGCAAUGGGUCCUUACAUAUUCUAAAGGUAACAGCUCGGCUUCCGAAAUUUACUGGAUGUGUCUUGCUGGUACUGCUUAUCAGAUUUGGAAGGAAAGGAAUACCAGGGUGUUUCAACAAAGGCAGAGGAGUAUUGAAGCUAUGGUGAAGCAAAUUGUGCAGGAAGUGCAUGGGCGUGGUGCUACUAGACUGAGGUUAAAGCAGAAAUUAGACAGCAUGAACUUUUAUCCCUAG